Molecule: messenger RNA, 1975 nt
Organism: Melitaea cinxia (Glanville fritillary)
Lineage: Eukaryota; Metazoa; Arthropoda; Insecta; Lepidoptera; Nymphalidae
Product: hsp70-binding protein 1
Exons: 6
Coding region: 232-1284 (350 amino acids)
Source: RefSeq, a predicted model, not a curated record
GCUAGAAACACUACCUAGUAAUGUCACUUUAAAUUGUCAAAGCGUAGAGUUAUUGAUUUUUCUCCAAAAUUCUAGAAUUUAACAAGUGUUAAGUGAUUCACAAUUUCAUGUGACCGUAUUUUAACCAGCAAUAACUAUUCAAUUAUUAUUGAUCGUAGAGCGAAUUUGUAUAUCAUUCAUAUUGUUGUUUUUGUGUUUGUCCGUCAAUAACACAGAUAUUGUUAUUUCAAAAUGGAAUCCAGUGAUCGGGCGGACCAUGUUGCUGGAGCUCUGACCUACACGGACAGCAAUGGACAACCUAUUCGUCAGCCUCGUCAGCCAACGAAUUUACAGACAUUGCUUCGCUUCGCCAUGGAGGCCACAAAGGCUGAGGAUGCACCGGGUGGGUCAGAAACGACCCCUAUGGAUGAAGAGAGGCGCAGGUUCUUGGAAGAAGCUCUGAAGAGCCUCACGGUGGACAUUCCCAAGGUGCUUCAGAGAGGGAUCAAAAUCUUGACCAACACAGAGCUGAUUAACAGUGUUCAGCUUGGCCAGCAGGUACCAGAUGACAUUCGAGCAGCUUUCAACAAUAUGAUGGAGUUUGUUGACGACAUUGAUGUUGCUAACGAUUUUCAAAAGCUGGGUGGUUUUGCGGUGUUCCCAAUUUGUUAUGGAAGUGAGAACGAAGGCAUCCGUACUCGUGCCAGUGAGUUGUUGGCUGAAGUCUGCCAGAACAACCCGCAGUGUCAGGCGCGCGUGCUCGAAUAUGGCCUACUGAAUGUGCUCCUGCACUUAGCUAAUAGCGAGAAGGGUUUUGCGUUGGCCAAGUGCAUUUUGGCUAUUUCAAGCGCGACUCGUGAAUUCGACCCCGGUUGUCGCGAGUUGAUCGCUCAAGGCGGUUGCGAUACGCUUACUAACGCCCUGGGCCACCCACAUAUCGCUGCCAGGACUAAAACCGCCUUCCUCAUACGUUAUCUAUGCACCAAUUAUCCGGCAGCCAAAGAAAAAUUCAUACAACACAACAUCGUGAAAAUAAUAGCGGAACAGAUCAAAGCCGGUCGAGAUGGCUCAUCAGAGCAUUUACUGAGCAUUUUACCAAUUCUACUAGACGGCGAGGAUUCCACAGUCGUACAGCAGUGCAGGGAACCAAGUCUGAACCUCAAGAAAAUUCUAGAAGAUCAUCUAAAACGUCCAGAACUACAAAAUGAUGAUUUCAUUGAGGAAAAGGAAUAUUGUCAGGCCAUUUUGAAGAUAUUUGACAGUUACCCUCAAGUUGAGGUAGUAAAUAAUGAGGUUGAUAGGUAGGAUGGAUGUUAUACUUUCUGGGGAUAAUUUAUUGAUAUAUAUUUAUUAGCCGGAUCACCAAAUUUUUUAAUUUUCCUGAGAAGAAUAUACUUCUACAGAAGGUGAUGUUUAACUUGAUAUCAAUGUCGGAAAAUAGGAUAAAAAAAUUUAUGCUUUCAGCAUUUCUGACAUGAUAAACAUGUCAUGUUUUGAUGGUAUUUAAAAUACAAGUGUUUUAUAUUAAGAAGAAUAAAAUGUACUAAACUCUGGUUCUCUCCAAAUUUAACGUUUUUUUGUGUUGCACUCCUACAAAUAAGAUUUGUUAAAAAAUAUGUCUGAGUCUGCCAUCCCGUCUGAGAAAAUUCCUUUGUAUAUCAGUUUUUUUUUGUCUAGUAUAUUCUGAAUUUUUUUAACUUUUUAAUACCUGCAGUUUUGAAAGUUUUUGGUGAUGUCAACAUCAUUUUACGACUAUACCAUUAAUAAAGUUAAAAAAAAUUAGUUGUUUACUUACUCGUACUGAAAGAAGGAUCUAUCAACGUAAAAUAUAACUAAAUUUUGUCUAUUUAUGUCUAUUAUCUUAACCUUAUUGUUAUCAUAAGGUUUUAUGGCUGUAAACGGUGCCAUUGAAUGGAGCCUAAGCUAAUUUUCGUGCAUCUAUUGAUGUAUUUAUAAUCUCUGUAAUAUUGUAUAACAAUAAAUGACUAUUAAAAUU